UUUAUCCAGACACCUCCGCGUGUUAAGCACUGCGCUUUCAGCAAACAUGACUACGAACAAUGUCAAGAACGCAGAGGAGAGCCCGGAGUCCUGCAAGGCAGAAGUAAAAGGGAGUAUUCCCAGCUGGCUGCAAGGCACCCUGCUGCGCAAUGGUCCCGGCAUCUUUUCUGUGGGAGUCACGAGCUACGACCACUGGUGCGAUGGGAUGGCCAUCAUGACCAGCUUCGCCAUUAAAGAUGGUGAAGUGACUUACAGAAGCAAAUUUCUCAGAAGUGACACCUACAAAGCCAACAUGACUGCAAACAGGAUAGUUGUGUCUGAAAUGGGAACAAUGGCAUACCCAGACCCAAGCAAGAAUUUCAUUUUUAAGGCGAUUACCUUUCUCAACCACACAGUGCCUGACUUCACUGACAACGGCGCAAGCAAUUUCAUUAAAUACGGAAAGGACUACUACGCCACCUCGGAGACCAACUACAUCCGCAAGAUUGAUCCUGCGACACUGGAAACUCUGGACAAGGUGGACUACAUAAAGUACCUGCCGGUAAACUUGGUUUCGUCCCAUCCGCACUAUGACAAAGAGGGCAACACCUACAACAUCGGGACUUCAAUAGCAGAGAAGGCCAAGACUAAAUACAUACUGUUCAAAGUCCCUGCUGUUUCCGAGAAAGACAAAGACCAGGAUGCCCCCGCACUGAAGAAUGUGGAGGUGAUCUGUACGGUCCCCUGCCUCUCCCUGCUCACACCCAGCUACUACCACAGCUUCGGCAUUACCGACAACUACUUCAUCUUCAUCGAGCAGCCUCUCAAACUGGACAUCCUCAAGAUGGCCACGGCGUACAUGAGGGGAGUCAACUGGGCGAGCUGCAUGAAGUUCUGCCCUGAGGAAAACACUCUGAUCCACCUGAUAGACAGAAAGACUGGCAAAGUGGUCGAGACAAAGUACUACACUGGACCAAUGGUCGUCUACCAUCACGUGAAUGCUUUUGAGGACGACGGUCACGUGGUCUUCGAUGUCAUCGCCUACAAUGACAACAGCCUUUAUGAAAUGUUCUACCUGAGCAAGCUGAAGGAAAACUCCGGGUUCCAAAAUGAUGGCUACUGCAGACCGAGCUACAAACGAUUUGCACUUCCCAUCCAGUCAGACAAGGGCGUGGCAGUUGGAGAGGACUUGGUGAAACUCAAGUACACGACUGCCAGUGCUGUGAAGGAGAAAGAAGGCAAACUGAUGUGCCAAGCAGAGGUUUUCUGUGCAGGUUUUGAAUUACCACGAAUGAAUUAUGACUUCAACUGCAAGAAGCAUCGGUUUGUCUACGGGAACUGUGUGGAGGAGUCCGUUCUGGCAAAAGAGAUUGCCAAGUUAGACACAGAGACCAAGGAAAGGGUUUACUGGAGUGAAGACAACUGCCUGCCGUCAGAGCCUGUGUUCAUCCCCAAACCAAAUGGAGAGUCAGAAGAUGAUGGUGUUGUCCUAGCAUCAGUCAUCAACUCCAAUACAGGCCAGUCUAGCUUCCUCCUGAUUCUUGACGGCAGAACGUUCAAAGAAGUAGCCCGAGCAUACGUGAACGCAACGCUCAACAGGGAUAUGCAUGGACUUUUCAUCCCACAAGAAAAUUAGUCAGUUCUUUACAUGUAAAACGGUGCUGUGUGGCACACAGGAACAGACAAAAACAAUCUGCUGAAUAGCGUGUUUUGAGGAUGUACAUGGUUUAAUUGGUUAACUCAUCUCUGUAAAAUUAUAAGAUUGUAUUAAAACAAAUUUGCAAAACAAAUUUUUAUUGGUGUGUUUAUUUAAACAAAGAUUUCUUUUUUUUUUGAUUUUUGCGUGGAUCAAAAUGUUGUUUAAGCAUGUAUAUCACU
Messenger RNA from Anarrhichthys ocellatus (wolf-eel), 1857 nucleotides. It is a transcript of the gene bco1, whose product is annotated as beta-carotene oxygenase 1. Gene Ontology annotation, molecular function: carotenoid dioxygenase activity; beta-carotene 15,15'-dioxygenase activity. The record is from RefSeq and is a predicted model, not a curated record. The transcript has 11 exons. Lineage: Eukaryota; Metazoa; Chordata; Actinopteri; Perciformes; Anarhichadidae. The coding region runs from base 47 to 1615 and encodes 522 amino acids. Gene Ontology annotation, biological process: carotene catabolic process; retinal metabolic process.